AUGAGGCUCCUGAAGCAGGACUACGACCGCGAUGGCGGCGGAUCAAUCGUGUGCGAGUGCGAAGUCGCCGAUGAUGUCUGGACGCUCUACAACCUCAUUCUCCCCGGCGACAAAGUCAAAUGCGCGACGACGCGGAAGCUUCAGAAGGAAAGCGGAAGCGGCAUGGUUUCAACUGAGGUCAAAAAAAUUGUUUUGAACGUUCUCGUGAAGAAAACAGAAUACGAAGCUGACGGUGACCUGCUGCGGAUUUCAGGCCAAGUCGUGGAGGAAAACCCUUAUGUGAAGAUUGGCGUUUUCCACACGCUGGAGCUCUCCCUACACUUGAAGCUCACCCUCUUCAAGGAGUGCUGGGACAGCAUUUUUUUGGAAAAACUUAGAGAGGCCGUCGAUCCCCACAGGAGCGCGGAAGUGCAGGUCGUGCUCAUCGAGAGCGGCCUCUGUCAUAUCUUCUUGCUGACCAACGCGCUCGCGAAGCCCGUCGCACGCAUCGCCGCCGCGCUGCCCAAGCAGCGCGGACCCUUCUCGAACUACGAUAAGGCGAAGAAGAGGUUUUUUAGCGACGUGUUCUCCAGUCUCGUUGUGCACACGAACUUUGAGGCCGUCAAAUGCGUCUUGAUCGCAGGCCCGGGCUUCAUGAAGGACGACUUCCUUCACUUUCUUCACGAGGAAGCCGUCAAGCGCGACUGCAAGCAAUUCGUGAGCAGGAAGCAGAUGUUCGUGACUGCCUCCGCAUCGACUGGUCACAAACAGGCGUUGACGGAGCUGCUCGCCGAUCCGAGCGUCGCGGCGCUUCUAGAGAAUACGAAGGCCGCCCGCCACGCCCAGCGGCUGCAGGAGUUCUACAAACUUUUGAACAAAACGCUCUCAGGCAACGAUACGCGCAAUCUGACCUGCUACGGCCUUGACCAGGUUGCGAAGGCCGUCGAAGUCGGCGCGGUGAAGUCGCUGCUCAUUACCGACGGUCUGUUGAGGUCGAGCGACGCGGCCGAGCGCAGGCGCUACGUUCGCCUCGUGGAGGAAGUCGAGCGGGGCGGCGGAGAAGCGCUGACCUUCUCUGAUCAGCACACGAGCGGCGAACAACUCAACAUGCUCUCUGGCGUGGCAGCGAUCCUUAAGUUCCCGAUCGACGACUACCUCGAGGAGUUGGAGGACGCUGAAGCAGGCGGGGAGUGCGACGCCAAGCGAGAGAGCUAA
Besnoitia besnoiti is the source of this 1194-nucleotide messenger RNA. RefSeq names its product putative Pelota. The transcript is spliced from 13 exons. Gene Ontology annotation, biological process: nuclear-transcribed mRNA catabolic process, non-stop decay; RNA surveillance; nuclear-transcribed mRNA catabolic process, no-go decay. The coding region runs from base 1 to 1194 and encodes 397 amino acids. Lineage: Eukaryota; Apicomplexa; Conoidasida; Eucoccidiorida; Sarcocystidae. Gene Ontology annotation, cellular component: cytoplasm. The record is from RefSeq and is a predicted model, not a curated record.